GAUGGAAAAAUGUUCAAGUCUGCCCUGCUUGCGCUUUCGACCUUAUCCUCUGCCAGGGAGAUUGUCUUCCCUCCUGUCGCCGCCGUCCAUCCCGCAGGCCAAUUCCCUCUAGGACAUCAUGAUCCUGUCGACAUCACCUCAGGAAGUCAGUUCUCAGGCUUGACGACCUUCGCGCAUCUCCCGUACGUCAAUUGUUUCGUCGACGAAGAAGCGAACACCCAGCGAUACGAUAUCGCGUUCUUAGGUGCACCAUUCGACACCGGCGUCACAGGUCGUCCAGGCGCUCGCUACGGCCCCGGAGGUAUUCGUCUAGGUUCCCGCCGACUCGGAGGCUGGAAUAUCUACACCGGCGAGAACGUGUUCGAGAGCUGGGCGAAGCUGGUCGAUUGCGGAGAUGCGCCGCUCACGUGGUUGGAUAAUACGGUUGCAUUGAAGCAGCUGGAUCAGGCGCAUAAGGUUGUCUCGUCUCGGCCUGCGAACAGUACUGAGAAGGGACGCGUGCCGCGCAUCAUCACGCUCGGUGGCGAUCAUACGACGACGCUUUCGGCGCUGCGAUCGACGCAUGAGAAAUGGGGUCCUGUGUCGGUCAUUCAUUUCGAUAGUCAUAUAGAUACCUGGGAUCCGGAGGUGCUGGGUGGCGGAGUUUCUCAUUACGCUGGCGUCAACCAUGGCACGUUUCUUCAUCUGGCCCACGAAGAGGGCCUGAUUCGCAAUACAUCUAUCCAUGUCGGCAUUCGAGCCCCCGUCAACCGUGGAAAGGCUGAUCUACGCAACGAUGUUCGCUGUGGUUUUGACAUGAUCAAAGCACGAGACUUGGAUCGACUGGGCAUUGACGGCGUGGUCGAACAGAUCAAGUCCCGGGUUGGAGACAGCCGAGUCUAUAUCUCUGUUGAUAUAGACGUGUUGGAUCCAGCUUAUGCACCAGCAACCGGGACUGCGGAACCCGGUGGUUUCACCACCCGCGAGCUUCUUUCUAUUCUGGAUGCUUUGCGAGGGCUCCCUGUUAUCGGGGGUGAUGUGGUCGAGGUUGCGCCCAUCUAUGACACCGUUGCGGAGACGACUACGCUGGGAGCGGCGGAGGUGGCCAAUUCGUUGUUGGCUUUGAUGGUAGCGACCCCUGUUUCUGCCUGAUGGAUUGGACUGCAGAUUCCUGCUGUAAGUGCAAUAAUGUAAAUAGUGACAACAGGCGGAAGUAUGCGGAGUAUCUGCUCACAGGAUGUUUCCUCUAUUUUCAAUUACCGUCGCUGCUUCAAUCCCG
This is a messenger RNA of Aspergillus steynii IBT 23096, 1258 nucleotides long. RefSeq names its product agmatinase. The transcript has 8 exons. Lineage: Eukaryota; Fungi; Ascomycota; Eurotiomycetes; Eurotiales; Aspergillaceae. Gene Ontology annotation, molecular function: metal ion binding; agmatinase activity. The record is from RefSeq and is a predicted model, not a curated record. Bases 10 to 1131 code for a protein of 373 amino acids.